This is a messenger RNA of Entrophospora candida, 2271 nucleotides long. The record is from the annotation of a GenBank genome assembly. NCBI's taxonomy places the organism in Eukaryota, Fungi, Glomeromycota, Glomeromycetes, Entrophosporales, Entrophosporaceae.
AUGUUUUCUAUUAAUGAUUAUUAUAGUAGAAAGAAAACAUCAUUAACGAAUGAACAAUGGCAUGAAGAAUUGGCCUUGGAAAUCUUUAAUAAAAAUCCAACUCAUGAUCAACGUUUAUUAGAAUUAGUCAGGAAAUGGGAAAUUGAAGCUUUUGAAAAAGCUACUUCUAAAGAAACUCAACUUCUUCAGCAACAAAAACCUGUUCAGAUUCAAUCACAACCUGUUCUUCCAACUGUUGAACAACAAGUUGCUCAAGUAUUUAAAAAUCAACAAAUUCUACAAAAAGCUUAUCAAACACGACCAGAUUCUUUGACUCCACAACAAAUGGUUUAUUAUCAGCAAUUAUUAAGACUUCAACAAAAUCCUUUGCUGCAACAGAUUCUUAUACAAAGACCACCUACUACUGUUGUUCAUUCUCAAUUAGGACAUCUAUCACCGCAACAAAAUGUUUCACCUCAACUUCUUCACCAAUCUCCUAAUUCUAAACCAACAUCAAAUCAGCAGCAACAGCAACUUAAUAAGCCUGUUGCCUCUAAAAUUAAUCUUUCACCAGAGGAAUAUAUUAAAUUAGAUGCAUCAAAUAAACAAAGGGAAGAUGCUCAGAAAGUAGAUGAUGAUACGAUUGCAAGUAAUGGUGGUGAUGUUGAUAAUGGUGGUGGUCUUGGCAUCAAUGAAAUGAUAAAAAGAAUGACAAAAACUAAUCAACAAGCUUAUCUUGUAAAAGAACAAACACCAAAAACAUUUGAUAAUAAUGAUUUAAGUUCUAACUCCAAACAAAUUGAGAAUAUUAAAUCUGCAAAUAUGGUUCACCCACAAUCUCUAGUUCAUCCUAACAAUAUUAAUAUCAAUACUACACAACCAGCAUUAUUAUUUUCUCCUAAAGCAACAAAUAAUUCUAUAACUCAACAACAAUUAAAUCAAAUUGCCAAAGGUCAACUAAUCCAACCACAAUCACAGCCACAACAACUGAUACAAAAACAAGUACCUAACCCUGUACAUUCUCCAAAUAAUAUUAAUAAUAACAACAACCAAAAUACUAUGAACUCUACAAAUACAACUGCCAAUAAUAAUACUUUUGCUCAUAAUCUUAUAAACCAACAAAACAAUAAUAAUCCUGCGUCAUAUAUCAGAACAAUCUUAAAUCCUCAAUUAAAUCCUGAUUCAAAUAUAAAUCCUGCUCCCAACUUACCAAUGCGCAUACAAAGACAGAAUAUUAAACCAGAAGAAGCUGUUGUUGCUAUUGAAGAAAUUAGACGGCUUGAUGCUAAAGCUUGUGAAAAAAAAAUACCAUACCGUGAACUUUCCGAUCUUAGUGAUGACGAGAAAGCAAAAAUUCGUGAAAAAUUGGAAUUAUUAAAACCAAUGUACAAUGAAAUUGACAAAAUACUUCCUUACUUUUACCAUUAUACUAAAUCUCAAGUUGGUACACACAGACUUAUCAUAAUGAAACACAUGAUUCGUGACCAAUUAAAAGAAUUACCUGGUAGAUAUUUUCUUUCAUUGAAAUCUGUAGAAGAUUUGUUAGUGCAUGUUAACAAAUACUUUGUGUUUGUCGAAAAUAGAAGAAAAGGCAUCAAGGAAGAAUUAAAUUUCACUGCUACAAAUAACUCGACGCCCACCAAUGUUCCAAGCCAAACCAUGCCAUCUAUUACACAGAAAGCCAUUUCACUAACUCUUCCAACUCCAAAGCAUUCUUCUGAUGCUAAUAACAAGAAACACAAACUUGAUAAUGAACAAAAAGAAGGUAAAUCUUUUGAUUCAUAUGAAAAUUUAAAUAAAAAAAGAAUGCUGGAGAGUCAUGUUACUGAUAGGAAUGAAGUCAAAUAUAAUGACUCUGAAAAUACCAACACCAACAACAAUAAUAAUAUUGACUCUGGUCAUGAUAACGCGCCUGAAGAUUAUGAUAAGGAGGCAUCGUUUGAAGAUAUCCAUGAAUCACUAAAAGAUAUGAUGAAUACACUUAAAGGUAUUAUGGAUACUGAAAAAGCAGCUGAGGAAAGCGAAGAUAGUCUUCUUCCUUGUAGUACAUGUGUGGAAAUUAGUCCUGACCUCUUAUCUAAUGAUAAUUACUUUCAAAGAAUUAAUGGUGAUAAUUAUUUAACUUCUGAUGAAUCAAGCAUUGAAGACAUAUUUAAACAGUUCAAUGUACCUUUAUCCAAUGUAAUAUAUAAUGAACAAGAUGAUAGUGUUUCACCAGCAACUGCUACCAAAUCAUCAUCAAUUAGUAAUGAUAAUAGUAGUAUUACUUCAAAGGCCAUGUUAAACUUGUAG